UGUCACACUGUCUAACCUUUAAUGUCUCUGAUGAGCGGACGAGUGCUUCUGCUGAGUGUGCCCAGCGGCAGGGGCGGCCAUGAGUGGCACGGAGUGUUUCGGGUGUGGCCGCAGCGGCCACAGAGUCAAAAACUGUCCCAACACCGGCCGAGGUCGAGGGAAAGGUCGCAGCAGAGGCAAAGGUGACGUCCACGUGACCUCCUAUCUCUGCUGCUAUCGCUGUGGGGAGCCGGGACAUUUGGCCAGAGACUGUGAGAGGACAGAGGACGCCUGUUACAACUGCGGCAGGUGCGGUCACAUCUCCAGAGACUGCAAGGAGCCAAAGAAGGAGCGUGAGCAGCUGUGCUACAACUGCGGCGAGGCGGGUCACAUGGCACGCGACUGCAGCCACGCCUAUGAGCAGAAGUGCUACGCGUGCGGCGGCUUUGGACACAUCCAGAAGCUCUGCGACAAAGUCAAAUGCUACAGAUGUGGCGAGAUCGGCCACGUGGCCAUGCACUGCAGCACAGCAUCGGAGCGCAACUGCUCCAACUGCGGCAAGUCGGGUCACCUGGCCAGUGAGUGCACCGUGGAGGCCUCAUCUUAG
Dunckerocampus dactyliophorus (ringed pipefish) is the source of this 586-nucleotide messenger RNA. RefSeq names its product CCHC-type zinc finger, nucleic acid binding protein b (gene cnbpb). Gene Ontology annotation, molecular function: translation regulator activity; zinc ion binding; single-stranded RNA binding. Gene Ontology annotation, biological process: positive regulation of cytoplasmic translation. Gene Ontology annotation, cellular component: cytoplasm. Bases 80 to 586 code for a protein of 168 amino acids. NCBI's taxonomy places the organism in Eukaryota, Metazoa, Chordata, Actinopteri, Syngnathiformes, Syngnathidae. The transcript has 4 exons. The record is from RefSeq and is a predicted model, not a curated record.